AUUGUUUUCUUCUGCUUCUUGAACCGAUAAACCCUAGCCAAUUCAAUUCACAUUUUGGGUGAUUGCUUCCGAAUUUCGGUCUUGUUUUUUCUUUGAAGCUUGCUUAUUGGUAUGAGGAAAUCUGGUGAUUUGUCUUAGAUAUAUUCGUCAAUGGAUCCUGAGAAUGAAGACCUUCCUCAAUAUGAGCACAUUUUUCAAAACGAAUUCUCAUAUAGAAAACAUAAAAAGCAAAAAGAGGAGGAUAUUGCUAUAUGUGAGUGCAAAUUUGACUUCAGCGAUCCUGAUAGUACAUGUGGAGAGAGGUGCUUGAAUGUACUAACAAGCACAGAAUGUACACCCGGUUAUUGUCCUUGUGGUGUUUACUGCAAGAAUCAGAAAUUUCAGAAAUGCCAAUAUGCUAGAGUUUCACUGUUUAAAACAGAGGGCCGUGGUUGGGGUCUGCUUGCUGCUGAAUAUAUAAAGGCUGGACAAUUUAUUAUCGAGUAUUGUGGCGAAGUAAUAUCUUGGAAAGAAGCAAAGAGAAGGUCUCAAGCUUAUGAAAAUCAAGGUCUUAAGGAUGCAUUUAUUAUUUCUCUGAAUGGCUCUGAAUCCAUUGAUGCCACUAAAAAGGGAAGCCUUGCUAGAUUCAUCAACCACUCAUGCCAACCAAAUUGUGAGACUAGGAAGUGGACUGUUUUGGGAGAAAUACGAGUUGGAAUAUUUGCAAAAGAAGAUAUUCCUAUUGGAGGUGAACUUGCAUAUGAUUAUAACUUUGAAUGGUAUGGUGGUGCAAAAGUUCGUUGUCUUUGUGGUGCACUCAACUGUUCAGGAUUUCUUGGAGCAAAGUCUCGUGGCUUUCAGGAGGAUACCUAUGUAUGGGAAGACGAUGAUGAGCGGUAUUCAGUUGAAAAAAUCCCGUUGUAUGAUUCUGCUGAAGAUGAGCCUGCCACAAAGCUCCUGAAAGCUGUAAACUUGAGUUCUGAGGAUGAUGUUAAUGUUAAAAGUGGACAGCCCAUAAUAAUGGAUGUUAGUAUGAAAUCUGAGCACCAGUUGGAGUCUACUGUUGAUACGGUUCCUAUAGAAGGGGUAAUUGUGAAUACAGUGAAAACUGAACCAACUAAAGAUGUGAACUUGUAUUCUCAAGAUGCUCAGCCGGCUUUUUCUCAAAAGAAUGCAAUGAUUUCUCGCAUCCGUAGUAACAGUGCAUGCCGGAACUAUCACAUCAGAUCAGGGCCCAUGAUUAAGAAAAAGUCACAGCAUUAUUCUAAUGGAAAGUCGAAAAAUCUUUCAAAGAAACCAGUUGAUAUAAAACAUCUUGCUAAACUCUUGGCAUCAAAAGGACAAGAGGAGGUCUUCCGAUAUGAGGAAAUGAAGAAUGAAGCAGCUUCCCAGCUUGCUUCUUUGUAUAAUGAAAUAAGGCCGGCAAUCGAAGAGCACGAGAGGGAUAACCAAGACAGUGUAUCAACCAGUGUGGCUGAGAAGUGGAUUGAAGCAUGCUGCACCAAAUUAAAGAUAGAAUUUGAUUUCCAUUCUUCAAUUCUCAGAAAUAUCGUCUGCACUCCGCCUAAGGCAUGCGAGCAACUGAAGUCUUCUGAACUGGAAGGACAAGGAGGAAGCCAUAACGAUAAUGAAGUGAAAUUGUUAGAAUUUUGAAAAUUGAAGUGCUAAGACAAUGUUACA
Molecule: messenger RNA, 1659 nt
Organism: Hibiscus syriacus
Lineage: Eukaryota; Viridiplantae; Streptophyta; Magnoliopsida; Malvales; Malvaceae
Product: histone-lysine N-methyltransferase ASHH1
Exons: 11
Coding region: 151-1632 (493 amino acids)
Biological process (GO): regulation of DNA-templated transcription
Cellular component (GO): nucleus; chromatin
Molecular function (GO): histone H3K36 methyltransferase activity; protein binding
Source: RefSeq, a predicted model, not a curated record